GCCGGGUCCGAGCACCUCGGGUCUUUACGCAUUGCAUGUCCACAGACUCCUACGAAGGCGAGGAUCUGCUCUCGUUUUUGCGGCUCGUGGUGCUGCAGAUAAUGUCCGCGGUUCCCGGGACUCCGCGCGGAAACAGAAGUUUGCACGGUGUGGACCCAGUGACCUUUCCAAGCUGUGCGCCUCACUGCCUGGACCGGGUCUGAGCGGCGCUGCCCAGGCGGACCUUUACGCGGGAGGGUGCGUGCUGUUGUCUCUCUGUGUCUUCAACGGAGCCCCACACCCACCAGCCUCUGAGUUCUGGAAGAAAGGGGCGGCUCCCUCCGCCCCCCAGUACCCCGGGAAAUGGGGAGCAAGGCCCUGCCCGCGCCCAUCCCGCUCCACCCAUCGCUGCAGCUCACCAAUUACUCCUUCCUGCAGGCUGUGAACACCUUCCCCGCCGCAGUAGACCACCUGCAGGGCCUGUACGGUCUCAGCGCCGUGCAGACCAUGCACAUGAACCACUGGACGCUGGGGUACCCCAACGUACACGAGAUCACCCGCUCCACCAUCACCGAGAUGGCGGCGGCGCAGGGCCUCAUGGACGCUCGAUUCCCCUUCCAGGCUCUGCCCUUUACCACUCACCUCUUUCACCCCAAGCAGGGAGCCAUUGCCCACGUUCUCCCAGCCCUGCACAAGGACCGGCCUCGUUUUGACUUUGCCAACUUGGCCGUGGCUGCCACGCAAGAGGACCCCCCUAAGAUGGGAGAGCUGACCAAGCUGAGCCCCGGGCUGGGUAGCCCCAUCUCGGGCCUCAGUAAAUUGACUCCGGACAGAAAGCCCUCCCGAGGGAGGUUGCCCUCUAAAACGAAAAAAGAGUUUAUCUGCAAGUUUUGCGGCAGACACUUUACCAAAUCCUACAACUUGCUCAUUCACGAGAGGACCCACACGGACGAGAGGCCGUACACGUGUGACAUCUGCCACAAGGCCUUCCGGAGGCAAGAUCAUCUGCGGGAUCACAGGUAUAUUCAUUCCAAAGAAAAACCCUUCAAAUGUCAGGAGUGCGGGAAAGGAUUUUGUCAGUCUAGAACUCUAGCAGUUCACAAAACUUUACACAUGCAGGAAUCUCCACACAAAUGUCCCACAUGUGGAAGAACCUUUAAUCAGAGAAGUAAUCUGAAAACUCACCUUCUCACCCAUACAGACAUCAAGCCCUACAGCUGCGAGCAGUGCGGCAAAGUGUUCAGGCGAAACUGUGAUCUGCGGCGGCACAGCCUGACUCACACCCCGCGGCAGGACUUCUAGAGAAGCCCAGGAUCUGUCCCCGUGCCGCCCUGCUCCCCUCCCCAGACACCUCUACACGCCUCCCACCCCAGGGUUCCACCCCAACUCUUUACAGACCCCAGCUCUGCCCUUGCUGCAGCUGCACCUGCAGCUCCAGGGAGUAAACUCUGCUUCCGGAGAACUGAGAACUGUAGAAAGCCACACACGUACAUCCCUUCACAAAGAGCAUAUGCUAGUUUCUUGUAGAUAUUCACAGCUCAUUUUAGAGCUCUGUACAUAAUGUCGUGGGUCUCUGUUUUGUUUUGUUUGUUUUUGUAUCUUGUUGGAUGCACCUAGA
Messenger RNA from Pteronotus mesoamericanus, 1597 nucleotides. It is a transcript of the gene OSR2, whose product is annotated as odd-skipped related transciption factor 2. Gene Ontology annotation, cellular component: nucleus. Lineage: Eukaryota; Metazoa; Chordata; Mammalia; Chiroptera; Mormoopidae. Gene Ontology annotation, molecular function: DNA-binding transcription factor activity, RNA polymerase II-specific; RNA polymerase II transcription regulatory region sequence-specific DNA binding. Gene Ontology annotation, biological process: regulation of transcription by RNA polymerase II; urogenital system development; embryo development. Bases 343 to 1281 code for a protein of 312 amino acids. The record is from RefSeq and is a predicted model, not a curated record. The transcript is spliced from 4 exons.